Molecule: messenger RNA, 1306 nt
Organism: Alternaria alternata
Lineage: Eukaryota; Fungi; Ascomycota; Dothideomycetes; Pleosporales; Pleosporaceae
Exons: 1
Coding region: 1-1008 (335 amino acids)
Molecular function (GO): zinc ion binding; ubiquitin protein ligase activity
Source: RefSeq, a predicted model, not a curated record
AUGGACUCCGACCUGGGCCUCCCGCCGACACGGGCGAGACGCAAGCGCAAGAGUACCGCAUAUGCCGACCAUGACGGCGACGACAAUGACGAUGCGUCCUUCAAUUACCAGUCUACGCCGCGAAAAGCCAAAAAGAUUGAAAGCGCUCCUGAAGUGAUCGACCUUACCGGGGAUUCUCCAAAGAAGAUUCUCCCCAGCAAGAGAGGCAAGCGCGAUGCUGAUGCGCCUACCGAAGAGAAGCGUGCGAGGGUCUUUCGCAAGAAGGCGCCCCAAAGCUAUAUUGUUAUAAAGGAAAGAGCUCUAACCCAGCGUCUGACAGUCCUUUCGCGCGACCGCUGCGGAAGCGAUGAUGUGCCUGAGGAGAAGGUUAUUGUGGCAGGGUCAACGGGAAAUGUCUACACGGUCUCGAUCGGUCUCGUCCCAAGCUGUGACUGUCCACACGCGAAGAAGGGCAAUCAAUGCAAGCACAUUAUCUACGUCAUGCUACGUGUGUUGAAAGCACGGGAGGAGGUGGCAUACCAACUGGCCCUCAUCAGCGCUGAGCUGCGCGAAGUCAUCAAAAACGCGCCACCCAUUCCGGGUGUGGAGACCGACGGCAAGAACGGCACCGAACAAGAAGGCCAGGUCGGGAAUCGCAAGCCUAUCGAGGGCGAAUGCCCCAUUUGUUACGAUGAGCUCGGCAAGAACGAAGCCAUUGUAUACUGCAAGUCCAGCUGUGGAAACAACGUGCACAAGGCUUGCAUGCAGAAUUGGAUUGCCGUAUCAAAGGGCAAAGCGACCUGUCCAUACUGUCGCGCCAAAUGGGAGGCCGAUGUAGGCUUCCAAGGCAAGCUGGGUGAUGUCGAUACCAUGAAUUUGGAGAGGAACGAGGACGGCUAUGUCAACGUCGCAGGCCAACUCGGCCUCAGUGGCGAACGAGACUACUCAACCUAUAACCAAUACUGGGUGCGGCAACACCUGGGUCAAAGUAGGACAAGGGGCGGCUACGAUUUCGAGGAUGACUACUAGUCUGAGAGACUUUGCGGCACAAGGACGCAAUCAUCGAGCAGACAAGUGCAUUUGGCGUUUAGGAUACUGAUACCCGGCAGUAGCAGGCACAAGGUUCAGCUCAACACUGACUCCACAACGUGCAUUAUACACCACAUGUUUUGUGUAUUCUGGUCGAUACAUUCUCUCGCUUUCCUUGCUUUUCUCGCUGAUGCCCAUGUCCCGGCUUCGGCUUCGACCAGCCCAUCUUGGAAAUUACCAACCUUCAAGAAUAGCACAAAUAGUGAUCGGCCACCACUGACGCGGCGAAACUCCCCCC